GAAGGAGGUCUGUAUGUGUGUAUGAACUCAUUCCUGGGUUUCGGAAGAGAACAUGUGGAGAGACAUUACCGUAAAACUGGACAGAGUGUGUACAUGCACUUAAAAAGACACGUGAAAGAGAAAGCCACAGGUGCUGCAGGGGGUGCCAUACCAAGAAGAAGGAACGGAAAAAUAUUUUUAGAUUUAGAGCUUAACCGUGAUUUUAACGGAGAUGGUUAUGAGUAUGAAGAUGAAGCCAAGCUUGUCAUAUUUCCAGACCACUUUGAGAUCCCUUUACCAUAUUCCUAA
This is a messenger RNA of Sinocyclocheilus rhinocerous, 288 nucleotides long. RefSeq names its product ubiquitin carboxyl-terminal hydrolase 13-like. The coding region runs from base 22 to 288 and encodes 88 amino acids. The record is from RefSeq and is a predicted model, not a curated record. Lineage: Eukaryota; Metazoa; Chordata; Actinopteri; Cypriniformes; Cyprinidae. The transcript is spliced from 3 exons.